GAGAGAAAAGCAACCGGCGACUAAAGUUUGAGGGGGCCUGAAGCUCGCUGCUGCCCCUUGGCAAGCAUGAGACGGGGAACCAACUAGCAAGCUUUCCCCGCAAUGAGUAAGGCCGGCGAGAAGGCAAACACGCCUGCUAGUCUUCAGCCGCGCGAUCGGCCGAGAAAAGCACCCCAAGGGUCAGCAAGGGCAGGGCACCCAGCCGGGACCCCGAGGUGCAGUCUUUCCCCUUCCCUCGUCCCGGGGCUGCCCCAAAGCUUGCAUCUCCAUUUGCUGAGAUGAUCUAGCAUUCCCUGCUGCUGCCGCUGUUGCCAGAUCUACUCAAGCCAACCCGCCCCCCGCUCUCCUCUCCAGCCCACCUUCUCUCCCUUUCCCCAAAGCCGUGCAGCCGCAAGCAGCUCAAAUGGAGUGGAAAAUGGCCAGUGGUGGCAGAUCGAGCCUUUAGAUUAUCUGCUUCACGUUUGGUACUUAGCUGUCUCUAAUCUGCUUUUAUUUGCCAGAGCCCCCAGCUUGAGGGGAAAAGAAAGGGUGGGGGAAAGAAGAGGGUUUUUACCCCCUUCUGGUCCUUUUGCUGCCGCCGCCGCCGCCGCCGCUUCUAUAGUAUACAUGAUAAUAUGUUUAUAUGAUUAGCUGAGCCCAGGGUUGGGUAAAGAGAGAGAGCGAGAAAGAGAGAGGGGUGGAGAUUGGAGGAGGAGGUGGAGGCUGGAGGUGGCUCCAGUUCAGAGCUAGUGGAGAGUCUGUGUCAGGACUUAGCAAUCCCCAGUCACACACUGAGAGGUGCAUGAACGAAAAGGAGCUGGCGAUACAAUUCACUGGGAUUUCUCCCCCCCCUUUUUUUGGCGAUUUUUGUCCCCCUCCCUUCUCCCUCUUGCUUUGAGUGCGACCAGCUUGGCUCCUGAUCGCCGUUCGCGGGGCAGCAGCAGCAGCGGCAGGAAGCAAACAGAAAAGCGAAGCUAAGGAAGGGCUGGAUCAUACCAGAGGCCAGAAUGUCAUCCAGGGAGAUGUAAACGAAGAGAGCGACGGAGAAAGGGGUCUUCUUGGCUGUGCUCCUCCAUGAAUUGCAAUCGGACCCCCUUUUCUCCCACUUCGCCUCCCUCCCGAAAAAUUACUGAGCUGAUCCCGGCUGCUUCCGUUGGCAUCGCCUUUCUUUCUCCAUGUUCAUCUUAGUUGCCUAAAGAGAGAGGACUCCAGGGCUGGUCACCUCCAGAGGGUUUUGCACCUAGCGCUCUUUUGUUGUGGUGCUUUUUAUCGACCAAAAGAUUAUUUCGAUUUUUUCCUGCUUUCCUCUUGCGUUUGUGAGUGCGUGGCGGUUUUAUUCCUUUCUCUCCUUUUUAUUUUCCCCCUCCCCCUUGUCUUUUGGACGGAGCAGAGUGCGUUGGGAACUGCAGGGAGAAAAAAUGUUGACUUAACCCCUAGCAAAGCUUCUCGGCUGGCUGGGCUUGCUUGGAGGAAAGGGAGGAGGAGAAGCCGCCUUGUGUACGUUUUGUCCCAGCUCAGCGAGCUGCAAAGCCAGCUGCUUUCCUCGGCUCUCGUUCACUUCUACCAGCCCAGCUUUUUCGACUGCCCAGCCAGCCUUUUUCUCCUGGCUAUUUGCUGUGGCGCCUCCUGGCCCAGAAAAAACCCACCUUCCUUUCCCUUGUGGUCAAAAAGGGGCUUGUCCUACCCCCGAUUUCCUGGGCACUCCAGAUGCUAGAGGGACCCUGGCCCGGCUUUGGCUGCAAACCCAAAGUUAUGAAAAUCAAUGAUGUAGACCACCCACUUGAAUGACGCUGGACAUUUAUAACUGGAAUAAUUACGGAAUAAAAAGAAAAUACUUUAAAGGGGGUCAAUAAUGGUGGCUUCUGAUUGCAGAAUGAAAAGGUUUUGGCUACUUCUGAUAGUCAGCUUCCUGCAAUGUACAGAAGGUUUCAGUCGAGCAGCAUUACCCUUUGGUUUAGUAAGAAGAGAACUAUCUUGUGAGGGCUACUCCAUUGAUCUUCGGUGUCCAGGAAGUGAUGUCAUUAUGAUAGAAAGUGCUAAUUAUGGACGGACAGAUGACAAGAUUUGUGAUGCUGACCCUUUCCAGAUGGAGAACACAGAAUGUUUCCUCCCAGAUGCCUACAAAAUUAUGACACAAAGAUGCAACAACAGAACUCAGUGUAUAGUAGUUACUGGCUCAGAUGUGUUUCCAGAUCCUUGUCCUGGAACAUACAAAUACCUCGAAGUCCAAUAUGAAUGUGUCCCCUACAUUUUUGUUUGCCCUGGGACGUUGAAAGCUGUUGUGGACUCUCCAAAUUUAUAUGAAGCUGAACAAAAGGCUGGUGCCUGGUGCAAAGAUCCUCUUCAGGCUGCAGAUAAAAUAUACUUCAUGCCAUGGACUCCAUACCGUACUGAUACCUUGAUAGAAUAUGCUUCUCUAGAGGACUUCCAAAAUGGACGCCAGCAGACGACGUAUAAACUUCCAAAUCGAGUGGAUGGUACAGGAUUUGUGGUCUAUGACGGUGCAGUCUUUUUUAACAAGGAAAGAACCAGGAACAUUGUAAAGUUUGACUUAAGGACUAGAAUUAAGAGUGGAGAGGCUAUUAUAAAUUAUGCUAACUACCACGACACUUCUCCUUACAGAUGGGGGGGAAAGACUGAUAUUGAUUUGGCAGUUGAUGAAAAUGGCCUGUGGGUAAUUUAUGCUACAGAACAAAACAAUGGAAUGAUAGUCAUUAGCCAACUGAAUCCAUAUACUCUGCGCUUUGAAGCGACGUGGGAAACGACGUAUGACAAACGGGCAGCAUCCAAUGCUUUUAUGAUAUGUGGGGUUCUCUAUGUGGUGCGAUCGGUAUACCAAGACAAUGAAAGUGAAACUGGCAAAAACUCAAUUGAUUAUAUCUACAACACCAGGUUAAGCCGAGGAGAAUAUGUAGACAUUCCUUUCCCCAACAUGUACCAUUACAUUGCUGCUGUGGAUUACAAUCCAAGAGACAAUCAACUGUAUGUGUGGAACAACAACUUCAUUCUUCGGUAUUCUCUAGAGUUUGGCCCACCUGACCCUGCUCAAGUGCCUACCACAGCAGAGACAGUAACACCUUCUACAGAGCUGUACAAAACAACCAUAUCAACCACAAGCACUACACCACAGAAAGUUCCUCUCAGCACAACAUUAGCUGGGGGGACAAAAGAAGGGAGCAAAGGCCCCAAACCACCCCCAGCAGCUUCUACAACCAAAAUCCCUCCUGUUACAAGCUUUUUCCCUUUGCCAGAGAGAUUCUGUGAACCUUAUGUAGCCAGGGGGAUUAGCUGGCCUCAGACUCAAAGAGGAAUAAUGGUGGAACGACCCUGCCCCAAAGGAACUCGGGGAACAGCUUCAUACCUCUGCAUGGUUUCCACUGGAACAUGGAAUCCCAAGGGCCCUGAUCUUAGCAACUGCACUUCACAUUGGGUAAAUCAGCUUGCUCAGAAGAUCAGAAGUGGAGAAAAUGCUGCUAGCCUUGCCAAUGAACUGGCUAAACACACCAAAGGACCAAUCUUUGCCGGUGAUGUGAGCUCAUCAGUCAGACUGAUGGAACAGCUGGUUGACAUUCUUGAUGCUCAGCUGCAGGAUCUGAAGCCUAAUGAAAAGGACUCUGCUGGACGGAGUUAUAACAAGCUUCAAAAGCGAGAGAAGACAUGCAGGGCUUACCUUAAGGCUAUCGUUGACACGGUGGACAACCUACUUAGGGCUGAAGCUCUAGAAUCCUGGAAAGAUAUGAAUUCUUCAGAACAAGCACAUGCCGCAACAAUGUUACUUGAUACGCUAGAAGAAGGGGCUUUUGUCUUGGCCGACAACCUCCUAGAACCAACAAGAGUUGCAAUGCCUACAGAUCAUAUUGUCCUGGAAGUGGCGGUGCUCAGUACGGAAGGCCAAGUGCAGGAUUUGAAAUUUCCUCAGGGCAAUACAGGCGGCAAUUCAAUCCAGCUCUCGUCAAGCACUGUGAAACAGAACAGCAGAAAUGGGUUAGCAAAGCUGGUUUUCAUAAUCUACAAAAGCUUGGGUCGGUUCCUCAGUACCGAAAAUGCAACCAUAAAACUAGGCAGUGAAUUUGCUGGCAGGAACAGCACCAUUGCUGUGAACUCUGAUGUCAUUGCCGCCUCUAUCAACAAGGAGUCCAGCCGUGUGUACUUGACCGAUCCUGUUCUUUUUACCCUGGCACACAUUGACCCUGACAAUUAUUUCAAUGCCAAUUGCUCUUUCUGGAACUAUUCAGAACGGACUAUGAUGGGAUAUUGGUCAACUCAAGGCUGCAAGCUGAUUGACACAAAUAGAACGCACACCACGUGUGCAUGUAGCCACCUAACCAAUUUUGCAAUCCUCAUGGCCCAUAGGGGAAUUGUGUACAAAGAUGGAAUGCAUGAGCUACUCCUCACUGUCAUCACCUGGGUGGGGAUUGUCAUUUCCCUUGUCUGCCUGGCAAUUUGCAUCUUCACUUUCUGUUUCUUCCGUGGCCUUCAAAGUGAUCGAAAUACAAUUCACAAGAACCUUUGCGUCAACCUCCUCAUUGCAGAGUUCAUUUUUCUAAUAGGCAUCGAUAAGACAGAAUACAAGAUUGCAUGCCCAAUAUUUGCAGGCCUCUUACACUUUUUCUUCCUGGCAGCCUUUGCCUGGAUGUGCCUAGAAGGGGUGCAACUCUAUCUCAUGUUAGUAGAAGUAUUUGAAAGUGAAUAUUCUAGGAAGAAGUACUAUUAUGUUGCUGGCUACCUCUUCCCUGCCACUGUUGUUGGUGUCUCGGCAGCUAUUGACUAUACCAGCUAUGGAACACAAAAAGCGUGCUGGCUCAAGGUUGACAACUAUUUUAUCUGGAGUUUCAUUGGGCCUGUGACCUUCAUUAUUCUGCUGAAUCUUAUCUUCUUGGUGAUCACACUGUGCAAAAUGGUGAAGCACUCAAACACUUUGAAACCAGACUCUAGCAGGUUGGAAAACAUUAAUAAUUACCGUGUUUGUGAUGGCUACUAUAAUACGGACUUACCUGGCUAUGAAGAUAAUAAGCCAUUUAUCAAGUCCUGGGCCCUAGGUGCUUUUGCUCUCCUGUGUCUUCUUGGCCUAACGUGGUCUUUUGGCCUGCUUUUUGUCAACGAGGAGACAAUUGUGAUGGCAUACCUCUUCACAGUUUUUAAUGCUUUCCAAGGAAUGUUUAUUUUCAUCUUUCACUGUGCGCUCCAAAAGAAAGUGCGUAAGGAAUAUGGCAAAUGCUUCAGACAUUCCUAUUGCUGUGGAGGAUUGCCAACAGAGAGCCCACACAGUUCAGUAAAGGCAUCAACUACAAGAACUAGUGCUCGCUAUUCCUCUGGCACUCAGAGCCGAAUAAGAAGGAUGUGGAAUGACACUGUGAGAAAACAAUCUGAAUCUUCCUUUAUCUCAGGUGAUAUCAAUAGCACUUCAACACUUAAUCAAGGAAUGACUGGCAAUUACCUACUAACAAACCCUCUUCUUCGACCGCACGGCACUAACAAUCCUUAUAACACAUUGCUCGCUGAAACCGUUGUAUGUAAUGCCCCUUCAGCUCCUGUGUUUAACUCACCAGCAACCUACAGAGAGACAAGACAUUCACUGAACAAUGCCAGGGAUACAAGUGCCAUGGAUACUCUACCGCUAAAUGGUAAUUUCAACAACAGCUACUCUUUGCGCAAUGGAGACUAUAAUGAAAGUGUGCAAGUUGUAGACUGUGGACUAAGCCUGAAUGAUACUGCAUUUGAAAAAAUGAUCAUUUCAGAAUUAGUGCACAACAACCUACGGGGCAGCAACAAGAACCACAACCUAGAGCGCACAUUACCAAUCAAAGCUGUGAUCGGCGGGAGCAGUAGCGAAGAUGAUGCCAUUGUAGCAGAUGCUUCAUCUUUGAUGCACAGUGAUAACCCAGGCCUAGAGCUGCACCAAAAGGAACUCGAGGCCCCUCUGAUUCCCCAACGGACUCACUCCCUUCUGUACCAGCCACAGAAGAAAGUGAAGACUGAAGGAACAGACAGCUAUGUGUCGCAGCUGACAGCUGAAGUUGAAGACCACCUCCAGUCCCCCAACAGAGACUCUCUUUACACGAGCAUGCCCAACCUCAGAGACUCUCCUUACCCAGAGAGCAGUCCUGACAUGGAGGAAGAUCUCUCUCCCUCCCGGAGGAGUGAGAAUGAGGACAUUUACUACAAAAGCAUGCCAAAUCUUGGAGCCGGUCAUCAGCUUCAGAUGUACUAUCAAAUCAGCAGGGGCAAUAGCGACGGCUACAUAAUUCCCAUUAACAAGGAAGGAUGUAUUCCAGAAGGGGACGUUAGGGAAGGACAAAUGCAACUAGUGACAAGCCUUUAAUAGUGUAGCAAAGGAAUAAUGAAGGCCACAUACAAGUAUUAAACAGACUUAAUUGGCCCCAUGCAGGCUCCCUCAUAUCUGCUUGAAGAGACAAUUCUGUUGUCCCUGUGGUUUCUCCCAUGUAAAGGAGAUGACUGGACCUUGCAGUUCUGUGAAUUUUUAUAAAACAAAGCUUUGUAUAUACACAGAGUAUACUAAAAGAAUUAUUUGUUACAAAGAAAAAAGAGAUACCAUCAAGGUAUUUUAAGAUAUCUUCUGCUGCUGACAUAAAAGAGAUUGUGAAACACACACACACACACACACACACACACACACACACACACAGAGCGUUCCAGCCAUUUUACUGCAGCAGUUUGUGAACUAAAUUUGUAAAUAUGGCUGCAUCAUUUUUGUAGGCCUGCAUUGUAUUAUAUACAAGACGUAGGCUCUAAAACCUGUGGGACAAAUUUACUGUACCUUACUAUUCCUGACAAGACUUGCAAAAGCAGGAGAGAGAUUCUGCAUCAGUUUGCAGUUCACUGCAAAUCUUUUCCAUUAAGGCAAAGAUUGAAAACAUGUCUAACCACUAGCAAUCAAGCCACAGGCCUUAUUUCAUAUAUUUCCUCAACUGUACAAUGAACUGUUCUCAUGAAAAAUGGCUAAAGAAAUUAUAUUUUGUUCUAUUGCUAGGGUAAAAAAAAUAAAUAAAUGCAUUUGUGUCCAAACGGAAAUAUAAUUGUCAUUAAAAUAAUUUUAAAGAGUUUGAAGAAAAUGUUGUGAAACGCUCUUGGUUGCACAUAUGCUACUAGCUGAUUUUUCUUACACUUGGUUCAUAGUACCGUAAUAUGUUUAAAAUGCAAGUUCUACCCAUUUUCACUUCUUUUUCAUGGUAAACAGUGUUCUGCUUUGACGUUAGUAUUUCUUCUUGUUUUAAACUUCUUAUAUUGCCAAAAGAAUUUUUUUUCCCCUUGGAAAAAUUCUCUUAGAAACUAAUGCCAUGCUUUGCACAAAUUUGGUAAAACUCAAUGACAGAUUAUAAAUUAGUUCCCUUUUCAUUCUUUAACUGGGACGGGGAGGCAGCGAGGAAGUGAGAGGGGCCAAAGGGAAGCCCAAAAUAUUAUUCUCAAACGAACAAAAGGUGCCUGUCCUUUUUUAAGCAAGGAGAAAACAAACAUACUACUCUUCCAUACUCCUUCUGCCUAUAUUUAGUAAUUAAUUUAUUUUAUGAUAAAAGAUCUAAUUAAAUGUACAUUGUUUCAGAAAAAUUCUGCUUUUUUCAUCCCUUUGUGUAAACCUGUUAAUAAUGAGCCCAUCACUAAUAUCCAAUGUAAAGUUUAACACCUGUUUGACAGUAAAUAAAUGUGAAUUUUUUUCCAAA
Hemicordylus capensis (graceful crag lizard) is the source of this 7658-nucleotide messenger RNA. It is a transcript of the gene ADGRL2, whose product is annotated as adhesion G protein-coupled receptor L2. Gene Ontology annotation, biological process: adenylate cyclase-activating G protein-coupled receptor signaling pathway; cell surface receptor signaling pathway; brain development. The record is from RefSeq and is a predicted model, not a curated record. Gene Ontology annotation, molecular function: G protein-coupled receptor activity; carbohydrate binding. Gene Ontology annotation, cellular component: neuron projection; membrane. The coding region runs from base 1832 to 6301 and encodes 1489 amino acids. The transcript has 25 exons. NCBI's taxonomy places the organism in Eukaryota, Metazoa, Chordata, Lepidosauria, Squamata, Cordylidae.